CACGUGCUCAGAGACAUAGUCCCAAAGGACCAAACUUGGAGGGGGCAUUGAAAGGCCCUUGAGACUAGGCCCUGCCCGAUGAGAGAAAUCAGUGGUUAGCAUAGCAUUCUUCGAUCAGGAUAAUAAUAUGUAGAGAGGGCACCAGACUGUAGAAGGCUCUGUGGAAAAGCACCCUCAGCAGAUUUUUAGGGCAAUUAAAAAGCUUAUUCUCUAACCUCCUGAAAGUGAAGUAUUUUGGAUCAGAUACAUUAUUUCCAACACUGUGGAUGCUUUGGAACCAGUCUCUUAAUAGAUCGCCUGAACAUUUUCCAGGAAUUCAGAAACAAAGUUUCUUCACCAUGCUGGAGAUGCCUGAUAAAAAACCUGACCUUGAUGGGUUCUUGCCUCAUCUUAGAGUACGUGGAAUGACCACUCUUGACAAAGCUGCUUUCAAAAAUGAUGUUGUCAUCCCAGCUCUUAUGGUUAACAAAGACAUUACAAACAAUCUGCUGAAGUCUCUUAAAGGAGUGUUACUCCAGCGACCAGGUCUCAAGAGAGUCGUUGAAGACCCCGAUGAUGAAAACAGAAAGUACAUUUUGUUAGACCCGCAUAAAAUAUCUGCUGAUGGUUCUCUGGGUGAAUCUGAGCAACAGAUCUUAAAAAGCUUUAAUAUUAACCCUGAAAUAGUCAAGUAUAACAUGGAACUUACUUAUGAUAAUUUCAGAACAGAAGAAAUUCUGAAAGCGGUCCUUCCUGAAGGCCAGGAAGUCACCACGGCAUUUAGCAGAAUUGGCCAUAUUGCUCACUUGAAUCUGAGAAGCCAUCAACUGCCUUAUAAACAUUUAAUUGGACAAGUUAUCAUUGACAAAAAUCAAGGAAUAACCUGUGCUGUAAACAAAAUCAAUAUUAUAGAUAGCACAUAUCGAAAUUUUGAAAUGGAGCUACUAGCUGGAGAUGGGGCCAACAUGAUAACAAAGGUUAAGGAAAACUAUAUCUCGUAUGAAUUUGAUUUUUCCAAAGUCUAUUGGAAUCCUCGCCUCUCUACAGAACAUUCGCGGGUUGUCAACCUUUUAAAGCCAGGAGACCUUCUCUUUGAUGUCUUUGCAGGGGUGGGGCCUUUUGCAAUCCCUGCAGCAAAGAAGAACUGUGUGGUAUUUGCAAAUGACCUCAACCCUGAGUCAUGCAAGUGGCUCCAGCACAACUGUAAAUUAAAUAAAGUGGACAAAAAAGUCAAAGUCUUCAACAUGGAUGGCAGGAGUUUCUUGAAAGGGCCAGUGAAGGAAGAACUGGACAAGCAUCUCUCUUCCAAGGAAUGGAAGAAUUCCUUGCAUAUCAUCAUGAACUUGCCAGCCAUGGCAAUUGAGUUCCUAGAUGUCUUCAGGCAUCUCUUGAAUGGAGAGCCAGUCAGUGCUGAACUUCCUACAGUGCACUGCCACUGUUUUUCCAAGCAUGAUAACCCCACACAAGAUGUUCAAGAAAGAGCUGAAGCUUUACUGGGAACUUCCUUAGAUGGUCUCUGUUCUGUUAAAUGGGUGAGAAACGUGGCACCCUAUAAAGAAAUGAUGUGCAUUAGCUUUCAACUCCCAGCUGAAGUGUUAUACAAGCCGGUGUCUUCUCUGUCAGAUGAUCCACAGGAACCUGCAUCUAAACGCCUGCGCCCAAAUGAAAAUUACAUCGAAGAAAAUCAUCAAACUAUCUAGAAGAUAUGUGGAUCAUGACUGAACAGAAUUUUAAUUCCAUUUUUCAAGGUGAGCAAAGUACCUUGGAUUUGCUGUGAAAGUGCAGUUAUCGAAUCCGUCUGAAAGUUGGUAAUUGCAGCAACCAUGCUCAUGAGCUGAUUGUACACUGAUUAUGUUUUAGUUCUUUUAAAUUCUUCGAUAUAUGAUUGGGGUCCAUUAUUUAAAUUAAAUAAUUUUUUAUUUUCCCAUAAUUUGUAGUAUUUUCUGUCCAAGCUUGUGUCCAGUUAUUCAUUCACUUAUGAGAAUUUAUCAUAAAAUUAAAGGAACAAAAUGAAAUAUUUUGGAUGUAAUUGCUCCUGUGAGGUCUCUGCCCAAUCAUAGAUCCUGAGCAGCUCCUUGGUUUACUGAUGAGCUAAGGGAGAUGAAGUACAAAGGUGCCUAGAACAGCAGCAGUGAAAGACCAAAUGUGGACAUGACUGGUAAGAGCUCAUUUUUGAGCCUACACAGUGGUAUGGUGGUGAAGCAUCAGUUCCUUUCUGCACAUACUGCAUCUUCAGACUUCCACACAGCAGCCUUUUUCAGAGUUACCCAGAUCCUAUUAUGGAAAGAUUAGAGGGACAAGCUAACUAGGCUCACCAAAUGAUUUUGCGGGGUUUUGUUUGUUUGUUUUUGGGGUGAAUAAAGUCACUCAUAUCUGUUCUUCAUUGGAUCCUAGUUGGCAGAAUCUGUUGGGUUUGGGAUUUUUUUUGAGCUUAUUGCUUUCAAGGAAAUGGAUAAGGUUCUCUGUGGUAUGAGUAUCACCACCUUUACAAUGGUUUCUUUAGGCAUUCAGGCAGUGUGAAGGGCAAGGCCUAGAUUGCAGCAGUUUUCAGUGCAUCUUUGGGGAAGGUUGGAGAUCAGAUGAAAGUUAUAAAAAAUAGCCAAUUCAGAGAAUAAUUUUUUAGGGCUGGGGGCAGGUGGCAUCUCAGCUACAGAGAAUCCUAGAAGAAGCUGAUUUAUCCUUGCCAGUCAUGAUUCAGAUCUGGACAUGGGACAGAAGUGACACUGGUUGCCCUGGUUGAUUAUCUAUUUCAGGACCAUAGCAGUGCACCCCUUGGCCCUGUUAGACUUCUCAGUGGCUUUUAAUACCAUCAGUCAUAUCUUCCCGGACUAUCUACAUAGAUUGGGAGCUAGGAACUGUGUGUUUCAGUGGUUUCCCCUCUAUUUCAGUGGUUUCCCUGAAAGAACCUGAGCAGCAGUUCCCAUUUACAGCCAUCAGUUCCCGUUUACAGUCAUGGGGCUGCUCUCAAGAUAAUGGCAUGGAGCUCAGAAUUCUCCAUGCUGUUUAACAAAUCUGUUCUGCUGUGUUUUCAGUCUAAGUUGAUUGUUUGUUGUGUGCAGCUCUUUUUUUGUACUAUUGUUUUAGGGAUAUAUAUGUAUUAUAAACUACAUGGGGUUGGGGACAAAGAAGUUACCAUGCAGGUGAAAUGGACCAAUCCUUAUGGGAGGAUCAUUGUGGCAAUUCUUAAGAAGGUGUAAGAUCUAUAUCAUGAUUAUUAUCCCCCUCUUUAAAUCCCUGACGUAGCCUCUUAAAGGAAGGAGAGACAAGACUUUACCAUUUCCUGCUACUAAUGACGCUAUGAUAAGCUAUAAGACAACGGGAACUUUACAAGAUUUACAAAAUUUGCAACCUAGGGUAAUUUGUGGUUCAUCGUUCCUCUUUCUCUGCUUCCACUCCUACAGAAAUGGAAGCAGAGAAUGUGGAAAUCCUCUCUUAUAAUCUGUCCAGAGAAGUUUUAAUGCUGCAUGAAAUUUUAUAUAUUAUAAAUGAAAUGAAAUAAAAACUGUUGAAGGAUUAAAAACUCCUUCAGGGCUAGUAUAACCCAGAGUAUGAUCCCUCUGUUACUCUCCCAAAUACUAUUUCCCUCAAAAGAGGAAAUGGCUAGUUGGGGAAGUGAUAGUUUUGCUCCUUCCAGAAUAUCUGCCAUAAACAGCAUAAGAUCUUCCAGCCUACCCCUACACCUCCUCCCUUCAUUUUCUUAUAGAAAAUACUAAAAAUAAAUACCUGACACCCCAAAUAAUUUGGAGGGAGAUAUAUAUACAGUUUCUGUUUUCCUGUAAUACAAAAUAUAAGCUUCCUCCUUCUCUAUUUUAUCCUCCUAGCAACCAUCUGUGAGCAUUAACUAGCCCAAGAUCACACGGGGAGUUUUAAAGCUAAGCAGGAUCAUGUCAGUUCUUUAGUUAAAAAAUGUAGUCUAGCAGAUAUACAUUAAGAUAGUUUCAUAUGUACUUUUUCCUUAUUAUAUAUGUAGAAAAAAGGCAUUUCACUGAUUACUUUUCUGAUAGUAUACUUAUCAUACAUAUUUAUAUUUUAUCUUUUCUUAUUUCUCUAUCUCGUAAGUGAAUGAGCCCAAGAUCACCAGUGCAUUUCUUCCUACUCAAACAUUUUGUCUUCUAAACCAUAUUGAUUGUUAAUGAUGCACAUUACCAAAAACAAUGUGGUUUACAUCUGCAUAUGUAUGUAUGUUCUGGACUUAUAAACAACAAAACACAGUAGUAUGCAGGUAAUGGUGCAGGUCUACAUUUCCAGGAGUACCUGAAGGGGAAGAGCUUCACUGCUCUAAGGUAUUGCUCCCUGCCUGAUUUAGCUUUAUUCCCAUAAUGUUGUAUAUAUCCUUUGUCUCACAUUUAUCCCAUCAACAGCACUUCUAGGAAAUAUAAUGGAAGCUAAGCAUGGAUAGGCCUAAUCAGUAUCUGAAUGGGAGGCCCAUGGAGUGGUCAGGUAUUCAACAAACUAAUCAUCUUUAAAAACAACCAACUAGAAAAGGUAGAAAGGAAAAGGAGGUAAUAAAGUCUGGAUGUCUCUCAGAUGGACUAUGGGUGAUUUACACAUGAAUCAAUUAGUAAUGAUUUUACAGGUAGUCCUCAGUUAAGGAUGGCAAUUGGGACCAGGAACUCCAUUGCUAAGUGAAGUGGUCAUAAAGCACAACAUCAUGUG
Messenger RNA from Python bivittatus (Burmese python), 4635 nucleotides. RefSeq names its product tRNA methyltransferase 5 (gene TRMT5). Gene Ontology annotation, biological process: tRNA N1-guanine methylation; mitochondrial tRNA methylation. Gene Ontology annotation, cellular component: cytoplasm; mitochondrial matrix. The record is from RefSeq and is a predicted model, not a curated record. NCBI's taxonomy places the organism in Eukaryota, Metazoa, Chordata, Lepidosauria, Squamata, Pythonidae. Gene Ontology annotation, molecular function: tRNA (guanine(37)-N1)-methyltransferase activity.